CGCAGCCUCCGCCCUCCCGCCGCCGCUGCCGCCGCCGCGCUCGCCUCCGCCUCCCCCCCGAGGGCUGGGAAAGAAAUCCAGAGUUGUGACUCAGGAAGAGACUUCGGAAGGAAGAAACCCUGAAUAUCUUUAAAGUGCCUUUCUGCAGUCAUCCAGGAGUGUUCAGCGCCAGAACUGAAAUUCAGAGGAGUGUGAAUGUACGACCUAUUGGAUGUGAACUCCUUCUUCUAAAGCAGACUUGCAAUACCCUAAUCUCUCGCUUGCCUGGGGGAUCACUCUCCCCCACCGUGGCGACGGAUGUUAGCUCUGGAGACGACGGACAUUCAUUUCAUGGUGAACUAUUUCUGUGAUGUCAAAGCAUUUAAAGAAGAAGAUCGGUGAUGAAACUAUAAAGAUGUGCACAGUGGCGUCUCAUGAUCUGGGUGGAAAGGGGAGGCCCUUCAGCGUUCCUGUAAGUACGUCUCAUCCUGGGCUUGGAGGGUGCCUCCUGACUUGAGAUCUGAACCAUGUCCCACCCAUCAUGGCUGCCACCAAAGAACACCAACGAACCCGUCGGACACGUCACUGCGAGAAUGGAGACCACGCACGCUUUUGGGACCCCCAGCAUCUCUGUGUCCACGCAGCAGUCGCCAAAGAAAUUUGCACCAGUUGUUGCUCCAAAGCCAAAGUACAAUCCAUACAAACAGCCGGGGAGUGAUGAUUUCCCUCUGCCACCACCACCACCACCACUUCCUGGAGAUGAUCUCGGGAACCUCCCAGCGCCUCCUGGUGCCUUUCCCCCACCACCCUCUACAGAUGAGGCUGGUUUCAGUGUGCAGGUAAAUCCUGGUGAGAAGACGCUUGAAGAAAGACGAUCCAGUUUAGAUGCAGAAAUCGACUCCUUGACCAGCAUCCUGGCUGACUUGGAAAGCAGCUCCCCAUACAAGCCACGGACUCAACAGGGCUCUGGGUUCCCCACCGGCUCCCCAGUUACUUCUCCCCCGGGAUCUACUCCAGUUACUGGGCACAAGCGGAUGAUCAUUCCCAACCAGCCGCCUCUCACUGCCACCAAGAAAUCUACUGCCAAGGCACCGGUGCAACCUGCUGCCCCGCCUGCCCCAGUCCCAGUGACUCCUGUUGGUACACUAAAACCUCAGCCACAGCCAGUUCCAGCUUCUUAUAUCACCGCGUCCACUCCCACCCGACCGGCGUUCAACGUACAGGUGAAAACAGCCCAGCCCAGCCCUCACUUCCAGCCACCUGGCCCACCGCCCGUUCAGUACGGGCUGGGUCCAAGCCAAUCCUACGCUCCUCAGCCAGCCCGGCCCCCGGGGCCAGCACAGUAUGUUCCAUCUCAGCCUCGUGGUCCUGAGUAUGGCUACGCUCCCCAGCCUGCACGUCCUUCCGAGCCUGCUUAUGGCUUUGCACCUUCACAGGGGCGGUAUCAAGAUCUUUACUACCCUGCAGGCCCUGGAUAUGGAGGAAGAAAUGGCUCGGAACCAUCCUAUGUGCCACAAAACACCUGGAAGCCCGAGCCGGCCUAUCCCACAGCUAACACCAUGGCCCAAAAUCCAGCUGGGCCGUACCAACCGCCCAGCACAAAGAAGACCUACAUUACGGAUCCGGUGUUAGCACCUCCUCCACCACCCAUGCAGCCAAAGAGUGGGUACCCUGCCUCUGGCUCGGCAUCAAAUGCUCCUUUGUUCAGACCUGAGGAUGAGCUGGAACAUCUGACCAAGAAGAUGCUGUACGACAUGGAGAAUCCGCCCUCUGAUGACUACUUCGGCCGCUGUUCCCGUUGCGGUGAGAACGUUGUCGGGGAAGGCACUGGCUGCACCGCCAUGGACCAAGUGUUCCAUGUGGAAUGUUUUACCUGCAUGACCUGUGGCAACAAGCUCAGAGGCCAGCCUUUCUACGCGGUGGAGAAGAAAGCGUAUUGUGAACCCUGCUACAUCAACACACUGGAGCAGUGCAGCGUCUGUGCCAAACCCAUCAUGGAGAGGAUCCUGCGCGCUACGGGGAAAGCCUACCACCCCCACUGCUUCACCUGUGUGAUGUGCCACCGCAGCCUGGAUGGCAUCCCCUUCACUGUGGAUGCCGGAGGGAACAUUCACUGCAUCGAGGAUUUCCACAAGAAAUUUGCACCGCGAUGUUCCGUGUGUAAGGAGCCCAUUAUGCCUGCCCCGGGUCAAGAGGAGACCGUACGCAUUGUGGCAUUAGAUCGUGACUUCCAUGUCCAGUGCUACCGGUGUGAGGACUGUGGUGGCCUCCUGUCUGAAGGGGACAAUCAGGGCUGUUACCCUCUGGAUGGACACAUCCUUUGCAAGACCUGCAACUCAGCUCGGAUCCAGGCACUCACCGCUAAGGCCAGCACUGACCUUUGA
Molecule: messenger RNA, 2363 nt
Organism: Emys orbicularis (European pond turtle)
Lineage: Eukaryota; Metazoa; Chordata; Testudines; Emydidae
Gene: LPP
Product: LIM domain containing preferred translocation partner in lipoma
Exons: 14
Coding region: 507-2363 (618 amino acids)
Biological process (GO): cell-cell adhesion
Cellular component (GO): focal adhesion; stress fiber
Source: RefSeq, a predicted model, not a curated record